UGUUAAAAAAUAAAUAUAAGGGCGGCCAUCUUUGUUUCUCUGCCUUGUAGUGUAAAAUAUUCCAAAACGCCCCCACUUUUUGUGUGUCGAUUUGAAUAUUAAAUAAAUAUCAUAAUUAGGAAGGAAUACACUUUUGGAUCUCGCGGAACGGGGUCACCGACGGGAAUAUAAUGUCCUCUCUUCUCCGUUCUUGUGAGGAAGAUGAGGGUACAGCGGUUAAUUCCGAGGGAGGAGAUCUUGAUGAAGAAGAAGAAGACGACGGAGACCUGGACGAGAACGCAAGCGACAUAAACUCACCGGCGGCGCCUAGAGAAACUGCAGUAAGAGCCGCGCCAGAUGAUGGCGAUGACAUUGGUGAGACAUCGGACAGGGACAACCUGGGGAAAAAGAAACGAGGCCCUAAGAAAAAGAAAGAGACAAAAAAGAAAGACAAGGACAAGGAGGGGAAGAUGGCCAAAGCACGCAAGCGCAAAAAAAUUGACAGUGACGUAGAAAGAGACUCAGAGCCAGACUAUGCCGUGAACUCUGACAGUGCUGCCAGCGAUUAUGGAGGAGAGAAGAAAAAGAAGAAGAAACACAAGGACAAAAAAGAGAAGAAAACCAAGAAAAAGAAAAAAGACGAUGAAGACAGCGCACACGAAGAGACCACAAAGCCGGUAGAGAUGAAAACGUCGGCCCAGCUGACUAGGGAGUGGGGACUGGAGGAUGUCGAGCACACAUUCACAGAAGAAGAUUACCGCACACUAACCAACUACAAAGCCUUCAGCCAGUUCAUAAGACCCAUGAUUGCUAAGAAGAACCCCAAAAUCCCCAUGUCCAAGAUGAUGACAAUUCUGGGGGCCAAAUGGCGAGAGUUCAGCUGCAAUAAUCCAUUCAAAGGCUCGGCAGCAGCCAUCGCUGCUGCUGCAGCCGCCGCCGCAGCAGCCGUUGCUGAGCAGGUCUCCGCAGCAACAGCCUCCUCUGAACCUCCACCUCAGCCACCACCACUUCGCAAGGCCAAGACCAAAGAGGGCAAAGGCGCUGGCUACAAGAAACGUAGCAAGAGUCCUCGUGUCUCAGAUAAGAAGAAGCCAAAACCCAAGAAAAUGGCUCCUCUGCGCAUUAAACUGGGAGCGCUUGGUAACAAGAGGAAGAAGAGUAGUUCGAGUGAGGAGGUGGAUGAGGAUGAUUCUGAGCAGGAAAACUCUAGCGUUCACAGUUCUUCAGUCCGCUCUGACAGCUCGGGUCGGGUCAAGAAGAACAAAAGAGGUCGCCCAGCGAAGAAGAAGAAAAAGGUGCUGGGUGAUGAGGAUGGCGAUGGCUAUGAGACUGACCAUCAGGACUACUGCGAGGUUUGUCAGCAGGGAGGAGAGAUCAUUCUGUGUGAUACCUGUCCUCGAGCGUACCACCUGGUGUGUCUUGAGCCUGAGCUUGAGAAAGCCCCCGAGGGCAAGUGGAGCUGCCCUCACUGUGAGAAAGAAGGGAUCCAGUGGGAAGCAAAGGAAGAAGACUUUGAGGACUUUGAAGAGGAGUGUGAUGAUGUCCGGGAUGUAGAGGCAGGGCUGGGUGGAGAGGAAGAGGAGGAUGAUCACAUGGAGUUCUGUCGUGUGUGUAAAGAUGGAGGAGAGCUGCUGUGCUGUGACUCCUGCCCGUCAUCCUAUCACAUUCACUGCCUGAACCCCCCACUGCCCGAGAUCCCCAACGGAGAGUGGCUCUGUCCACGCUGCACUUGUCCACCAAUCAAAGGGCGAGUGCAAAAAAUUCUGCACUGGCGAUGGGGUGAUCCCCCACCCCCUGUUCCUGUCCCUCUACCCCCAGACACACCCCCUGAUGCACCACUUCCUCCGCCAAUGAAGGGUCGUCCAGAGAGAGAGUUCUUUGUAAAGCUAGCAGGACAGUCCUACUGGCACUGUACCUGGAUCACAGAGCUACAGCUCGAGAUCUUCCACUCUGUGAUGUUCCGGAACUAUCAGAGGAAAACAGACAUGGACGAGCCACCCAGUCUGGACUACGGCUCUGGGGGAGAGGAGGAUUCUGGGAAGCGUGAGAAGCGGAGGGCCAAAGACCCUCAAUAUGCCAUUCUGGAAGAGAAGUACUACCGAUAUGGCAUCAAGCCUGAGUGGAUGAUGGUGCACAGAAUAAUCAAUCACAGCGUGGAUAAAAAGGGCAACUACCACUACCUGGUUAAAUGGAGAGAUCUGACCUAUGACCAGUGCACCUGGGAGAGAGAUGAGCUGGACAUCCCUGAGUUCGGAGCGCACAAAGCAGCAUACUGGAGACACAGGGAGGAAGUGAUGAAGGAAGACCCAGAGAAGCCAAGGAAGAUGAAGAGGAGAGAGGAGAAUGAUGACGCUCCAAGCACACCUGUUAAUGAUCCGACAAUCAAGUAUGAGGAGCAGCCAGACUUUGUGACAGAGACAGGAGGAACGAUGCAUCUCUAUCAGCUGGAGGGGCUGAACUGGCUGCGGUUCUCCUGGGCUCAGGGAACAGACACCAUCCUGGCUGAUGAAAUGGGCUUGGGCAAGACCAUCCAGACUAUUGUUUUCCUCUACUCACUCUUUAAAGAGGGACACACUAAAGGUCCAUUCCUGGUGAGCGCACCACUGUCCACAAUCAUUAACUGGGAGAGAGAAUUUGAGAUGUGGGCUCCUGACUUCUAUAUUGUCACUUACACCGGAGACAAGGACAGCCGGGCCAUCAUCCGUGAGAACGAGUUUACCUUUGACGACACGCCGAUGAAGGGAGGAAAGAAAGCCUUCAAAUUACGGAGAGAAGCUCCCAUUAAGUUCCACGUGUUGUUGACAUCCUAUGAGCUUGUGACCAUAGACCAGAAUGUUCUCAAGUCCAUUGACUGGGCCUGUCUUGUAGUAGAUGAAGCCCACCGCCUCAAAAACAACCAGUCCAAGUUCUUCAGGAGACUGAAUGACUACAAGAUAGACCAUAAGCUGCUGCUAACAGGAACUCCACUCCAGAACAACCUGGAAGAACUUUUCCACUUGCUCAACUUCCUGACGCCCAACCGCUUCAAUAAUCUAGAGGGUUUUCUAGAGGAGUUUGCGGACAUCUCUAAAGAGGACCAGAUUAAGAAACUGCACGACCUGCUUGGCCCACACAUGCUCCGGAGACUCAAAGCUGAUGUGUUUAAGAACAUGCCAGCCAAAACUGAGCUGAUCGUCCGAGUGGAGCUCAGCCCCAUGCAGAAAAAGUACUACAAGUUCAUUCUGACGCGUAAUUUCGAGGCGCUGAAUUCUAAAGGAGGAGGGAACCAGGUGUCUCUGCUCAACAUUAUGAUGGAUCUAAAAAAGUGCUGCAACCACCCCUACCUCUUCCCCGUCGCUUCUGCCGAAGCUCCCAAAACACCAAGUGGAGCGUAUGAAGGUGCGGGUCUCACUAAGGCUUCUGGGAAACUCAUGCUGCUGCAGAAAAUGCUCAGAAAACUGAAAGAGCAAGGCCACCGAGUGCUAGUGUUCUCUCAGAUGACCAAGAUGCUGGAUUUGCUGGAGGAUUUCCUGGAUUAUGAGGGUUAUAAAUAUGAGCGAAUUGAUGGAGGCAUCACUGGAGCUCUCCGACAGGAAGCUAUCGACAGAUUUAAUGCUCCUGGUGCGUGUCAGUUUUGUUUUCUUCUCUCUACACGAGCGGGCGGUCUGGGAAUCAACUUGGCCACUGCGGACACAGUCAUCAUCUUUGACUCUGACUGGAAUCCCCACAAUGAUAUACAGGCCUUCAGCCGAGCUCACCGUAUUGGUCAGGCCAAUAAGGUGAUGAUAUAUCGGUUUGUGACACGGGCCUCGGUGGAGGAACGAAUCACUCAGGUGGCCAAAAGGAAGAUGAUGCUUACACACCUGGUGGUGCGGCCCGGUCUGGGAUCAAAAGCCGGAUCCAUGUCUAAACAAGAGUUGGAUGACAUCCUCAAGUUUGGCACGGAGGAGCUUUUCAAGGAUGAGAUUGAGGCAGGGGACAAUAAAGAUGAUGACAGCAGCGUAAUUCACUACGACAAUGUUGCUAUCGAGCGUUUGCUAGACCGCAGCCAGGAUGCCACAGAUGACUCUGACAUGCAGAACAUGAACGAGUAUCUGAGCUCCUUCAAGGUGGCCCAGUACACUGUCAAAGAAGAUGACAAGAUAGAGGAGAUCGAGAGAGAGAUCAUUAAGCAGGAAGAGAAUGUGGAUCCUGAUUACUGGGAGAAACUCUUGAGGCAUCACUAUGAACAACAGCAGGAAGAUCUGGCCCGCAAUCUCGGGAAAGGAAAGAGAGUCCGCAAACAGGUCAACUACAAUGACGCGGCUCAGGAGGACCAAGAAUGGCAUGCUGACAUUUCAGAUAACCAAUCAGAAUACUCCGUGGGCUCAGAGGAGGAAGAUGAGGACUUUGAUGAGAGACCUGAGGGUCGCAGACAAUCACGCAGGCAGCUCAGGAAUGAGAAGGAUAAACCACUGCCACCCCUGUUGGCCAGAGUGGGUGGCAACAUUGAGGUAUUGGGCUUUAAUACGCGUCAGAGAAAAGCUUUCCUGAAUGCCAUCAUGAGAUGGGGGAUGCCGGCUCAGGACGCCUUCUCCUUCCAGUGGCUCGUGCGAGACCUCCGCGGCAAGAGUGAAAAGGAGUUCAAGGCGUACGUGUCGCUCUUCAUGAGGCACCUCUGUGAGCCGGUGGCUGACGGUUCAGAGACAUUCGCUGAUGGUGUCCCGCGCGAAGGGCUCUGCAGGCAGCCGGUUCUCACACGUAUAGGAGUCAUGUCUCUGGUAAAGAAGAAGGUGCAAGAGUUUGAGCACAUUAAUGGGAAAUGGAGCAUGCCUGAACUGAAGCCAGAGAUUACUUUGGACUCCAAGAAAUCUUCAAGAGCUUCUUCACCUGCCAUUAAGACAGAUACUCCCACACCUGAAAUGAGCUGCAACAACACACCGUGCACCUCCAAACCAGCCACUCCCUCUCCACCUGACAAGACAGAAAAGAGUACGAAAGAGGUGGAGAAAGACGAGUGUGAGUCCCAGACAGAACCAGAAAAAGAGAGAGAGAAGGAAAAAGCAAAAGGAAAGGAGGGGGAGAGUGUGGAAAGCACAGAACAUGGAGAGACUUCCACUACAGUGAAAGAGGGUGAAAAAGAUCCUGAAACCAGUGAAAAAGCUCAGACAUCCGAAAGUCCAACAAAAGCUUCUGAUGACUCAAAAACAAAGGAAAGUCCUGCCAUUUCUCAGUCUUCUCCAGAAGAAAAGAGUGAGAAAGAAAAACAAGAGGAGGAGAGCACUGACAAAGAGGCCUCCCCAGAGAAAACGCCAGAUUCUCCAUCUGUUAAAAACGAGAGUAGAGAGGCUUUGAAAGGGGACAAGGGAGAGAAACGGGAAAAGGCUGGAGAAGAAAAGGAGAGGAGUGAAGUGACAUCUCUUCCCACAGAAACAACCGAAAAGAAAGAGAAAUUAGAUCAAUCUUCUGAAAUCAAAAAAGAGGAGGUGAAGGGUGAGAAGGAUGCUGUCAAGGAGGUCAGAGGGCAGAGGGAGGAGGUGCCCAAAGGUAACGGCAAACCCACAGAGCGUCCACGAUUUAUGUUCAAUAUCGCAGAUGGAGGAUUCACAGAACUCCACACUCUUUGGCAGAAUGAGGAGCGGGCGGCCAUUUCAUCAGGCAAGAUCAAUGAGAUCUGGCACCGGCGACACGACUUCUGGCUGCUGGCAGGCAUCGUGUGCCAUGGCUAUGCUCGGUGGCAGGACAUUCAGAACGACCCGCAGUUCGCCAUCAUAAACGAACCUUUCAAAACUCAAGCCAACAAGGGAAACUUCUUAGAGAUGAAAAACAAGUUCCUGGCCAGGCGGUUUAAGUUGCUAGAGCAGGCCCUGGUGAUAGAGGAGCAAUUGCGUCGGGCUGCAUACCUCAACAUGACCCAGGACCCGACUCACCCGGCCAUGGCCCUGAACGCUCGCUUUGCUGAGGUUGAAUGUCUAGCCGAGUCCCAUCAACAUCUCAGCAAGGAAUCGCUCGCAGGAAACAAACCUGCCAAUGCCGUCUUGCAUAAGGUUCUUAACCAACUGGAGGAGCUUCUGAGUGACAUGAAGGCAGAUGUAAUGCGGCUCCCAGCCACACUCUCUAGAGUCCCGCCGAUCACAGCCCGCCUGCAGAUGUCAGAGAGAAGCAUCCUCAGCAGACUGGCCAACAAAGGCAACGAGACACACACACCGCCGCCUAUUCCUCCAGGCCCGUACGCCACCCCACAGAACUACGGCCCUCCUUUCACACCUGCACCUUCAAUGGCUCUCACUCUGGCUGGGGCCAGCUACAGCCAGAUGUCCCCUGGAGCUUUCAUAUCAGUGUUGAACGGACCCCCCAUGUCGGUAAAGAAAGAGAGGGAGGUAGAGCUUCUUAUGGCACGGAGGGAACAGCGCAGCGUGGAGGUGAUCUGCAUCGACGACUGAAUUCAGCGCCUCCCGACCCACACACGCUGACUCAGUCGAAGGACAUCUGCAUGCAAACGUAAACACAACUAUUCCUGAACGCAUACAUGCACACAUGCACCUGCAGUUGACGAAUGAACAGACUACCCUCAGUAUCACGGCAGCACUUUCACGACACCUCGAGUUAUAGCUACUCAAAAUUCAGCAGCGCUUAGGCUCGCCUUUGGUUAUUUCCUCCUGUACACAUACUGUAUGUGCGCAUAUACACACACACACACACACAAAUAUUUGAUUUCCUUUCCUCUCAUAACUAUCUGUCCCAAAUCAGCUUCACAUUUCAGACCAAUCCACACGCUCACGUUCAUCCCCUCGACAUGAAGCUGCAUGUAUGUGGAAUAGCUUCACAUUACCCGCAGUGAUUUGUUUUCCAACAGCAUGCACCUCACAGUUUAGUCAAGACAAACGCCCGUGCAUUGAGCUGUGCCGAUUCAAGCACAGUGCAAUCUUUCAAGCAAACCCUCAUCGUAAGCUAGCGUGACUGUUUUGGAGAGGCCAUGCACCAUCAACAAGCUUCAACCUAAAAGCAAUCUUUAAUGUUAAUGCUUUAACAGGAUUGUUCAACACAAAAUUAAAAUCCUGACAUCAUUUA
This is a messenger RNA of Sinocyclocheilus anshuiensis, 7008 nucleotides long. RefSeq names its product chromodomain-helicase-DNA-binding protein 3-like. NCBI's taxonomy places the organism in Eukaryota, Metazoa, Chordata, Actinopteri, Cypriniformes, Cyprinidae. Gene Ontology annotation, molecular function: ATP hydrolysis activity; DNA binding; histone binding. Gene Ontology annotation, biological process: chromatin remodeling. The transcript is spliced from 40 exons. Gene Ontology annotation, cellular component: NuRD complex; nucleus; chromatin. The record is from RefSeq and is a predicted model, not a curated record. The coding region runs from base 171 to 6380 and encodes 2069 amino acids.